Didymodactylos carnosus is the source of this 1035-nucleotide messenger RNA. The record is from the annotation of a GenBank genome assembly. NCBI's taxonomy places the organism in Eukaryota, Metazoa, Rotifera, Eurotatoria, Philodinida, Philodinidae.
AUGGAGUUUAUGAGGAAAAUAUUCAUCGGAACGAUCACAGUUGCCUUGAUCAUUGGCACUUUACCAGUAGUUAUCUGUGAAAAUCAAUGUACAAAAUAUGGUAAUCCACCACGAAAAGCAACAUUUUCGCUUGAUGCAUUAGCCUCAGUCGUAGAUUUAUGUCUCAAUAUCAACGACGUGUUGUCAGGCAUAUCACCACUCUUAUCUCAACUCUUAUUGAAGGCUCAAUUAAUGAAAUUUAAAGAUAACAAUGGUGAAGACCGAGCAGCAUGUUUACUCACAAAAGGAUCGACUCAACAGUUGCCGCUGUUGGUUUGGCUACAUCCAUCGCUGGCUACUCGAGCUGCUAUUGUAUUCACUGGACUAUUGGAAGCGAUGACUACGGCUGAUUUGACAAACGAUAAAAGUCGAGUUGGAUAUUCUUUAUUGCUAAUAUCCGGUAGAAGCACUACUCAUUUUUAUCCGUUUCCUGAUGACGUUGGUCUCGGAUGGGAUAACUGGUAUCGGAAUUAUAAUCGAUCAGAUCCAAAAAUAAAUGUUGACGUCCAAACAAUUGACUAUUUUAUUCAAAAUGCGAAAUCAGCAGUUAAUAUUGAUGUGAAACGUGUAUACAUGAGCGGUUGGAGUAAUGGCGCAGCAAUGGCUGUUCAAUAUGGACUAAAUACACCAAAUAUUGCUGCUGCUGCUGUUUAUUCGGCACCUGAUCCAUAUAAAGAUAUUCAUGAUCCCUGUGCACAAAAACCAAAUCCGCCAUAUCUUACACCAUUUAAAAUUCUUUAUAAUCAAUGUGAUAUCGCCGGUAUUUGUACAACAGGCAAAGCAUUUAUAAAUGAUUUAGUGACGCGAUAUCCAAAAUUAACAGCUAAAUUUACUGUUACGAAUGCACUACAACUAUCAACUCUCAGCCCGCCAAUGUGUACUGUUUUUGCGGUUCUCUGCUCGAAUAUAUUACUUGGUGGCUUAAAUCAUGCACGUUGGCCUGUUUUCUUAAAUCAUGAAUUUUUCGAUUUUUUGAAAAACUACACAUCGAAAUAG